This is a messenger RNA of Bacillus rossius redtenbacheri, 1646 nucleotides long. RefSeq names its product zinc finger protein rotund-like. Lineage: Eukaryota; Metazoa; Arthropoda; Insecta; Phasmatodea; Bacillidae. Gene Ontology annotation, biological process: regulation of DNA-templated transcription. Gene Ontology annotation, molecular function: DNA-binding transcription factor activity, RNA polymerase II-specific; RNA polymerase II cis-regulatory region sequence-specific DNA binding. The coding region runs from base 336 to 1178 and encodes 280 amino acids. The record is from RefSeq and is a predicted model, not a curated record. The transcript has 3 exons.
GGAUUCUAUGACCCUAACAUUUUGUUAUUAUGUAAUUUUUUUAUAUCUAAUUUUAAAAUAAGAUUUAAUGUAUUCUAUGUAAUAACUUUUUAUUUACAAUAGAUUUUAUUUUUUUAGGUUUUCGGAAAAUUGGUUUUUGCUUUGUGAUUAAAAAAAAUAAUCUUUUUCUGUUACUUGGUAGCACUGUACAUAAAAUGGUCGUGUAUAUGUUUUUUUAUGCGUUCUUGGUGUUGAUAUGUUUAUAAAGUGUUAAACUGAAUGGCGUCGUCGUCGUUGUGGAGACAGUUCAACUGAGCAAUAUUCGCGCGGCACGCGUGCCCUGACUGAAUGCGGAGAUGAACAGCCACGAGUCCGCGCCGGAGUCGUGCAUCGAGGUGGCGUCGGAGGUUUCGGUGGAGGCGGAGACUCAGGACGAGAGUGAGGCGGAACCAAGACGCGAGAGGGAGGUCGUCAUUGUGCACUCGCAGCAGGGAGAAAUCCUGAACGUGUCCACGUCAGACAACGUCUCCCUGUUCGCAACCAAGAAACAGGUGUUCGGCUCCAAGGAGGACCUCACAUUAUACGUGCAGAAGCACCUGCGCGAGACGAAGGCAUACGUGUGCCCGCAUUGCGGCAAGGCGUUUGCCAACAGCUCCUACCUGUCGCAGCACACGCGCAUCCACAACGGCAUCAAGCCGUACGGCUGCGAGAUCUGCCAGCGCAAGUUCACGCAGCUGUCGCACCUGCAGCAGCACACGCGGACGCACACGGGAGACAAGCCGUACCGCUGCAGCCAGGCAGGCUGCGGAAAGACCUUCUCGCAGCUCAGCAACCUGCAGAGUCACUCGCGAUGCCACCAGGCAGAUAAGCCCUACAAGUGCGGGUCCUGCUACAAGUGCUUCGCCGACAGCCUUUCCUUUUUCGAGCACAAGGAGCUGUCGCACCUGAAGACACACGUGUGCCCGCACUGCGGCAAGCCGUACGCGCACAAGAUCUCGCUCAUGAAGCAUGUGCGCAAGCACUCGGAGCAGGCCCUGGCCGCGGCGCACCGCAGCGUGGGCACGGACACCUGCGAUGGGCCCGGCUUCGACCCCCACGAGUAUCUCGGGCCGCACGACGACCGCGCGUCGCCCGAACGCAAGUUCCACCCCGCCUUCGUCGAGGCCCACGAGGCUGCGGCAGCGGCGGAGAAGAUGUAGUCCCCCUGGACUGACGUGCCGUGGCGACAGCGAGUGACAUGAGCCGUACAUUCUGUGUUGUCAGCUUUCGGUCCGAGCAUUGUGUAUUACAGUUUUAGUGGGUGAACUUGCAGAGAACUGAGAGUUGUAAUAUCCGAUGCUGUAAUAAAUGAUCGUCUUUUUGUGGCUAUUAGAGCACCGUGCUUUGUGUGUGUAGUGUCAUCUCCCCGCUGUUGCUUUUUGUUUUGAUGUUUGGAUGCGUCUGUGUGAUUGACUCGUACUCGGAGCAUUGUUUGACAAAGAGCAACAAUUUGGAUACAGACUAAAAGGAUAGAGUAAUUUUUAACUGAGCUAACGUUUGCUAAAAUCAUGAUACUUUUGAGACAGAUAGUGAUAAAAUAUGUUAGAAAUUAAUUAUCAGUAGUUGAGGUUCUGCAAAAUGAAUUGUUUCAUGAGGAAUUUCAAAAUAAAUAUGAUUCAUAAAAGUAA